AUGGCAUCAGGGCUCCUCCACACCACAGGGGACAAGAUGGAACAGCAGAUGAGGCAGGCGUCAGAGAUGCAAAUGUACUCCUCCUCCUCCACCUCGUCCUCCACCCUUACCUCAUCCAUGAGCUCCACCAAGCUACGAAAAGUCUCUCAGGGUUUGUCCAGGACCAUGGAUGAACACUCAGGGGUCCAGCGUAAGACCUCAGCUGUGGUGGAGUCCUUCAGCCAGGUACAGAAAUCCACCCACAUCCCUGAGGGAGAGUCUGUCCCAGAUUUUGAGGAGAAACUGCGGCCCAUCACUGCCCAAGAGGGUGACAAUGCAGUGUUCAAGGCGAAGGUGACAGGGAAUCCCCAGCCCACUGUCAGCUGGGAACGAGCCAGUGGGUGUCUGCUGUCUGAUGCGUCAACUUUCUGUGAUAAGAUCAACAAUCAGUAUAUACUUAAGAUUAAAAACCUCACACUGGGGGAUACUGAUGUCUACAAAUGCAUCACUUCUAACCAGCAUGGAGAAGCUAUCUACUCUGUAUCACUCAUUGUUACAGAAAAUCCAGCGCUGGACUUCAAAAAGAUGCUGAAGAAACGUAGUGUUGAGAAGAGAGAGGAGAGGAAGCCACCUACAGAGGAGGAGAUGUUAAAGAUCCUGGCUGGAGCUGACAAGAAGGACUACGAGAGGAUCUGUGCUGAGCACGGCUUCACUGACUUUAGAGGCAUUCUCAAGAAGCUAAAAGAGAUGAAGAAGAAAGUGGAGGUGGAGAUGGUGCAUGUGCUGAAGCCCCUGGAGGACAUCACUGUCAAAGCUGACACCAACGUCGUGUUUGACACCAUCCUGGAACUGCGGGAUCCAAACAUCAGGAUGAACUGGUUUCUGGGUGCGGAGCUGCUGCGGAUCCAAUACUCUCAUGGGAAAUACGAAGUGAAACAGAUGGGAACCAAGCACAUGUUGUGCAUUUCUAGCGUGAGCCUCAGUGACAUGGGCACCUACGCUCUCCAGGUUGGAGACAAGAGACUGUCAGCCAGGCUUAAUGUCAUAGAUGAACCUCUGAAAUUCCUGUCUGACUUUAAGCCCCAAAAAGUGACAGAGCGCCAGACUGCUGUGUUUGAGAUCCGUCUUUCCAAGAAGAUAGACGCACCACUCAUAUGGAAGGUAAAAGGAAAGGAAGUGAAAAGGGAUGAAAAGUUCGAAGUGUCCCUGUCUGAAGAUGGUCUGACCUAUACCUUGAAGAUUAAAGAUGUGAAAGUCAGCGACACUGGAGACUACACCAUCAGCAUUGGAGACCUCACCGCCACUGUGCCACUUUUCAUUGAACGGAUUCCUAUCAAUUUUACCAGCCAGUUGAAAAACGCCUGUGUGAAGGAGAGAGGCAUUGCCCGCCUGGAGUGUGAGAUGAGCUCCAAGGACGUGCACAUUCGCUGGCUGAAGGAUGGGUGUGAUGUCACAGCAAGCCGUCGCUAUAUCUUCAUGCGUGAGGGAAAAAGGGCAGAGAUCAUCAUCGAGGACUGUGAGCUGACAGAUGAGGGGAAGUACUCCGUCGUCUGUACUCAGGACAAUGACUCACACGAAUAUGUCACCUCUGCCUAUCUGACUGUGGAUGAGCGAUUUGCCUCAGUGAAGAGUGGUAUGUCAGAUGUUCAGUGUCCAACAAGCUCCCCUGCAGAGCUGUCCGUUGUUCUCGAUGAUGAGAAGGUGGAUGGAGUGUGGCUGAAGGAUGGACAGGAGAUUUCAGAGAAGAGUGGGGUUCAAGUGUUCAAACAAGGAGCCGUCCACAAGCUGAUCUUCACAGGUGUGACUAAUGCCCAUGAGGGCAAAUACACCUUCAGAGCCAAGGGGGCAGAGAGUGAAGCUCUGCUCACCAUUGCAGACCCUCCAGAAAUUGAUUCCUCUGUGCUGGACUUAUUGGGUGCCCAACCUGUGACUGUGAAGGCAGGGCAGACAGCCACCAUUAAGAUCCCCUUCAAAGGCAAACCACCUCCCAAGGUCACCUGGUACAAGGAUGGUGUGGAGGUCACAGAAGAUGAGAGGACCAAAGUGGAGCGGACAGCUGAUGGCACCUCACUGGUGCUCAGCAGAUGUAUACGAGAAGACAGCAGUGCAAUUAUGCUUCGCCUAAAGAGUGACUGUGGCACUGCUGUUGCCAACCUUCACCUCAAUGUGAUUGACCAUCCUAAGCCUCCUCAAGGGAAAGUUGAGUUCCUUGAGCUUUCAGGAAAGUGUAUCAAGAUGAAGUGGAAGGCUCCCCGGGACAAUGGGGGUAAACAGGUGACCAGCUUUGUGAUUGAACGCCGUGUAGCAGGGAAGAAGUCCUGGACCAGAGUUGGAGAAGUGGACAGCAAUACCACAAUCUUCAGCAAUGACAAUGUGGAGGAGGGGCAGGCGUAUCAGUAUCGCAUCAGGGCUGUCAACACGGAGGGAAUGAGUGACCCCCUCGAGACAGAGGAGGUGCGCGCUGGAGAAAUGAUAGAGCCUCCAGGCAUGGCUUCCCAGCCACAGGUGUCGAACAUAACCAAGGACACCAUGACAGUGAGCUGGACUCCUCCAGCCCAAGAUGGCGGAGCCUCAGUUCUGGGCUACAACCUUGAGAGGAGGAAGAAGGGCAGCAACAUGUGGUUGCAGGUCAACAAGGAACUGCUCACAGAUUCUAAAUGUGUGGUGGAUGGGCUGGUGGAUGGUGUGGAGUACGAGUUCAGAGUGACCAGUGUAAACAGGGCUGGAGCAGGCAGUCCCAGCACCAUGUCUAAUGCUGCCCAGGCUAAAGACCCAAUACGAGCUCCUGGCAUGGUGAGGAAUCUGUGUGUUUCUGACUCUACAAACUCCUCCAUUUCUCUGAGAUGGACACCUCCAGAGCAGGGACAUGAGCCUUCAGGCUACAUCCUAGAGAUCCGCCCUGAAGAUGCUAAAGAGUGGAUGAAAGCGUCUAAGAUCCCCAUCACUGGUACUGGCUAUACUGUGGGAGGACUUCAAGAGCGUAUGAAAUACCACUUCCGUAUCCGGGCUGUCAAUGAAGGAGGUCUGGGGGAGCCCAUUGAGCUGUCGGAGGGUGUACUGGCUCUGCCACCUCCUGCGGCACCCAGGUUUAACCUCCAUGGGAAGCUGAAGAACCAGAUGGUGGUCCGUGCUGGAACAUCUCUCUGCCUUCACCUCAGCUUCAAUGCUUCACCUCCACCAGUGGUCACCUGGUUCAAAGAUGGCAUCCGCACCACAGGAAGAGAGGUCAUCACCAGCAGCAAAAAUCACUCCCAGUUCCUCAUUUCCUCCUCUCAACGGUCUGACUCUGGUGUCUACCGUGCCCACCUGAAGAACGACUAUGGAGAGGCUCACUAUGAUGUUAAUGUCAGGGUUGCAGACUUCCCUCGACCUCCGAAGAACCUCCGCCUGGUGGAGGAGGUCCCGGGCACUGUGACCCUGCAAUGGGAUCACACCCCAGACCUGGCUGCUGACGAUGAUGAGGGAGCACAUUAUGUCAUCCUUAAACGAGAUACCAGCACCGCUUCCUGGUUUACGGUUGCUGAGCGCGUCUUCAGCAGCAAGUACACUGUCACCGGACUGCUGCCUGGGAGGAAGUACUACUUCAGGGUCAUUGCACAGAGCUCUAUUGGAGAUAGCGAUCCUUUGGACUCUGAGGAGCCUCUCAUCAUUGCAAAGGAGAAAGAGUGCAUCAGCAGACUUCAGUUGAAAGAAUAUGCUUCAAGAUCACGUCAGGUGAAACCUUCUUUCCUGCUGCCACUGAAGGAUCAUGCUGUACACAGAGGCCAUGACUGCACCAUGAGCUGUGCCUAUCAGGGCAUGCCAACUCCAAAGGCCUGCUGGUAUAAAGGGGAAACAAAGAUCUCUGACUCCCCUCGGUUUUGGCAUAGCACAGCCAAUGGAGUGUGCACCCUUGUCAUCCCUACUUGUGGAGCUAAAGAUGGAGGUAAAUACACGCUGGUCCUGGAGAAUCCACUGGGGAUGGCCAAGUGCUCCUGCAGCCUGGUGAUCUUUGAUAAAGAUGACAAGAGCCUGCUGGAGAGUCUGACCAACCAGGCAAACAAAGAUAAACUUAUCUCAUAA
This is a messenger RNA of Scomber japonicus (chub mackerel), 4041 nucleotides long. Its product is annotated as immunoglobulin superfamily member 22-like. Bases 1 to 4041 code for a protein of 1346 amino acids. The record is from RefSeq and is a predicted model, not a curated record. The transcript has 25 exons. NCBI's taxonomy places the organism in Eukaryota, Metazoa, Chordata, Actinopteri, Scombriformes, Scombridae. Gene Ontology annotation, molecular function: protein binding.